This is a messenger RNA of Pteropus alecto (black flying fox), 3571 nucleotides long. RefSeq names its product thymopoietin (gene TMPO). The coding region runs from base 290 to 1651 and encodes 453 amino acids. Gene Ontology annotation, molecular function: DNA binding. The record is from RefSeq and is a predicted model, not a curated record. The transcript has 9 exons. NCBI's taxonomy places the organism in Eukaryota, Metazoa, Chordata, Mammalia, Chiroptera, Pteropodidae.
GCGAUCUUGGGGCGUGGGCGAAGCAGGGUGCCCUCCUCGGCUGUAGUGUGUGGGCUGGGGUUGGUGUGAGCUCCUAUCUUGGCUGCACUUGGCCCACAGUUCUGCUCUGGGGCUUUUGUGUCCGGCCUUUGCUUUGUGUGUGCGAGUUUUUUCUUCUUUUUUUUUUUUUGCUCCGCGGUGUUGCUCCCGGGCGGGAGUCGGGAGGCUCGGAGGCGGCAGCGCGGCGCCCCCACCGGGCAAAGAGUGAGCGCGCCGGGUGCGAGGGCUGCGGGGAAGAGACGUCGCCGAGAUGCCGGAGUUCCUGGAGGACCCCUCGGUCCUGACGAAAGAGAAGUUGAAGAGUGAGUUGGUGGCCAACAAUGUGACGCUCCCGGCCGGGGAGCAGCGAAAAGACGUGUACGUGCAGCUCUACCUGCAGCACCUUACGGCGCGCAACCGGCCGCCGCUCGCCGCCGGCGCCAACAGCAAGGGGCCCCCGGACUUCUCCAGCGACGAGGAGCGCGAGCCGACCCCGGUCCUCGGCUCUGGGGCCGCCGCCGCGGGCCGCAGCCGAGCCACCGUCGGCAGGAAAGCCACAAAGAAAACUGAUAAACCCAGACUAGAAGAUAAAGAUGAUCUAGAUGUAACAGAGCUCACUAAUGAAGAUCUUCUGGAUCAGCUUGUGAAAUAUGGAGUGAAUCCUGGUCCGAUUGUGGGAACAACCAGGAAGUUAUAUGAGAAGAAGCUGUUGAAACUGAGAGAACAAGGAACAGAAUCAAGAUCUUCUACUCCUUUGCCAACCAUUUCUUCUUCAGCAGAAAAUACAAGACAGAAUGGAAGUAAUGACUCUGACAGAUAUAGUGACAACGAGGAAGACUCUAAAAUAGAGCUCAAGCUUGAGAAGAGAGAACCACUAAAGGGCAGAGCAAAGACUCCAGUAACACUGAAGCAAAGAAGAGUUGAGCACAAUCAGAGCUAUUCUCAAGCUGGAAUAUCUGAGACUGAAUGGACAAGUGGAUCUUCAAAAGGCGGACCUCUACAGGCAUUAACUAGGGAAUCCACGAGGGGGUCGAGAAGAACUCCGAGGAAAAGGGUGGAUACUUCAGAACAUUUUCGUAUAGAUGGUGCAAUAAUUUCAGAGAGUACUCCCAUAGCUGAAACUAUAAUGGCUUCAAGCAACGAAACCUUAGUUGUCAAUAGGGUGACUGGAAAUUUCAAGCAUGCAGCUCCUAUUCUGCCAAUCACUGAAUUCUCAGACAUUCCCAGAAGAACACCAAAGAAACCAUUGACAAGAGCUGAAGUGGGAGAAAAAACAGAGGAAAGAAGACUAGAAAGAGAUAUUCUUAAAGAAAUGUUUCCCUUUGAAGCAUCAACACCAACAGGAAUUAGUGCUAGCUGCCGCAGACCGAUCAAAGGGGCUGCGGGCCGGCCAUUAGAACUCAGUGAUUUCAGGACGGAGGAGUCUUUCUCAUCCAGAUAUAUUCCUAAGUAUGUUCCCUUGGCAGAUGUCAAGUCAGAAAAAACAAAAAAGGGACGCUCCAUUCCCAUGUGGGUAAAAGUUUUGCUGUUUGUUGUUGUGGUCAUUUUUUUGUUUUUGGUCUAUCAAGCUAUGGAAACCAACCAACGAAAUCCAUUCUCUAAAUUUCUUAAUGACUCUAGAAAUCACAAGUGAAUGAUAUCUCUUUGGCACACUCAGCUUGGUCUCCUAUUUUUAAUAACUGUAUAAAAAAACAUUUGUGUACACUUGUUGACUGAAGAGCUAAAAAUAAUGUGAUUUCACCUCAAUAAAUGUAUUCCAUUGAAAAGCAAACAAGAUAUAUAAAUGGACUUCAUUUAUAUGUUUUGGACUUUGGACUAGUAGGAGAUCACUUCGUGCCAUAUCAAUCUUUUUUAGCUCUGGAACAUUUUUGUAGGCUUUAUUUUUUUAAUGUGGGCAUCUUAUUUCAUUUUUGAGAAAAAUGUAUAUUGUUUUCGGUGUAUUUUGGGAAACAAGAAGGGCAAAACAUGGCAGUCUAAUGUGAAGCUACUCAUUUAAAUACUUUGAAUUCUUACAGAAAAGAUUUUAAGAUUUAUUCUCUGCUGAAUAAAAACUUUAGAGAUGUGAAACAUGAAAUUCGGUAAGGGAAAAAUGUAAUGGGGUUGUGCUUUUUUUAACGGCAGCAAAGUUUAAUGGAGUUUAUGGGGAAAAGUACAGCAAUAAUCUCUUCUGUAACUUUUAUUAAUAGAAUGUAUUGCCGUAGCCCUAUUGUAUUCACUUUUUAAAAGAUUUCUAGUAUCAUGAAUGUCCUACUACAGUAAGACCCAUUAAAUACAGUUGAUUUUUAGCAGGGAUUUUUUAGUGUGACAUAUUUUAGAGAGCUGUUAGCUGGCUUUAUGUGUUUUUAAAAGCUGUUUAGCUAGCUAUAAGGCUAUAAUUGGAAACAUGUAUUUUUUAUUUACAGCAAAACAUUUUGUCAAUCCAAUUUGCUACCAAAAUAUUUUUUAGAUUAAUAAGUGUGUAUGUCUGUUUAGAAGUUAGAAACUAAACACUGGUCUUAGGUUCCAUUUGGAUUUGUUAUUGCAUUGUCUUCUUUUACCAAAAACAAAUUUUGCCAAGUUAUUUUGCCCUCUAUUUCCCAACAUAAUUAAAGUGCAAAAAUAUUUUUUUUUUAAAUUACAUAGUAAACUUUUUCUUGGAUACAUGGUAGUUAAUACAUAAGUUUGUAAACUCAGAAUAUGAGAUGGGCAUUAUGAUUUUUGUGUACUCUUGAAGUGGUUAACUUUAUCUUUGUAGUUGAUUUAUUUUUUUAGCUAAAACUUACCUCAUGUAUAACUUGGUUAAGUAAAAUAGUAGGUAAUUAAAAUUUCAGUAGAAUCAAGUAAAACGAAAAUUUUAUUCAUUUGAGUUUCAAUUUUACAGUCUUUGACCAUAAAGCACACUAACCAUGUAAGUUAUUUUUAAAUAUCAUCUGAAAUAAAAAGGUAAUUUUAAAAAAGGAAAAAGCUAAAGAUGUGUAUUUAGAUGAGCAUACAAUUUUGAUUUGAAUUAGCCCUAUUCUGGUAUUUAGCUUUUAGAUACUUCGUAGAUUUUUUCACUUAAUUGGCAGUUUACCAGAAAUGCUUGUAAGCCUGGUCCUACAGGGAAAGUGAAAAACGUACAUCUAGAUCAGAAGCACUUGCCUCUCUGAUUAAAGUAUUUUCUUUGAGAUGAGCCACAGAGGGGCACAGUUUACUCAGCUUUUCGCUGUAAGGUAAUAGCAGUCUACUUUUACUUUGUUUUUAAACCUUGUUUCCCAUUUUGUUUUCAAUCUUUUGUUUAUAAUUAGAAAUUAUGAGAAGCUGCAUUUAAUGUUUAAAAAUAUGGAAUGAUAAAUCAGACUUAAUAUGUAUGUAAAAUCAGUUUUCUAAUAGGAAAGGUAUGGUCCAAAAUAGCAAAAUUAGGACCAGGUAAAACAUGUAGUCUUUUUUUUUUUAAUGUGUUUGGUCUUUGUCUGUUUCUUAUUCCACUAGAAUAAAUAUGUCCUUGAUGUAAAUGCAAAGCAUUUCUUCCUGAUUAAACUGUAGAUGUAGACUUUACAAUAUAAUUCAACAAUAAAAAAGUAAUUAACCUCUA